Molecule: messenger RNA, 1961 nt
Organism: Magnolia sinica
Lineage: Eukaryota; Viridiplantae; Streptophyta; Magnoliopsida; Magnoliales; Magnoliaceae
Product: putative E3 ubiquitin-protein ligase XBAT31
Exons: 8
Coding region: 345-1676 (443 amino acids)
Molecular function (GO): protein binding
Source: RefSeq, a predicted model, not a curated record
CGGAGAAAGAACAGAGAUCGAGCAACUCUCCAAAAAAAGCUGCCUGUGAAUUAUGGAAGUCCGUCAGCAAACUCAGAUUUUAGACAAUGUCUUUUUACCCACUGUAGAAAAAUCGAAUCUAACGGCCCCGGAAAAUAUCUGACUGCUGCCCGGAGCCAGUUGCCCGACCUUCCACGGUCAGCAUCAACGGGCAGGACAUACGCUCCAAACUCCGAAGCUACACUACAACCUUCCCUUUCAAGCCUCUCUUCUUCUCCCUUAAAAGUUCGCCCACCGCUUGCAGAAGGUGGCGCACGAUAAAGCUGUGCACCUCUUGGGUGUGAAGUGCGCACAGGACGAGUGUGAUGGGUCAGGGAUUGAGCUGCAGAGUGACUCAUGAACAUGGGCUAUUCAGUGCUGUUCAGAUUGGAGAUUUGGAGACCAUUGAAGCUCUGUUAGACAGAGAACCGGGUAUUAUACACCAUGCUACUGUGUAUGAUAGGUUCUCUGCGUUGCAUAUUGCUGCUGCAAAUGGGCAGAUCGAGGUUCUUUCAUUGAUUUUGGAAAGAUCUGUUCAUCCAGAUGUAUUGAGUCGUCAUAAACAGACACCUCUUAUGCUGGCUGCAAUGCAUGGGAAGAUUGCUUGUGUGGAAAAGCUCCUCCAAGCAGGUGCAAAUAUUUUGAUGUUUGAUUCAUUGCAUAGAAGAACUUGCUUGCAUUACGCUGCAUAUUAUGGGCAUUCGGAUUGCCUGCAAGCGAUUCUUUCAGUUGCGAGUUCGACCCCUGUUGCGGAUUCUUGGGGAUUUGCACGGUUCGUGAAUGUUAGAGAUGCGAACGGAGCAACACCAUUGCACCUAGCAGCCAGGCAAAGACGGCCUGAUUGUGUUCAUAUCCUCUUGGACAAUGGGAGUCUUGUCUGUUGCUCAACGGGUGGAUAUGGCUGCGCACCUGGGAGCACUCCACUUCAUUUGGCAGCCCGUGGCGGGUGUUUGGAUUCUGUUCGGGAAUUGCUUGCAUGGGGAGCGGAUCGUCUUCAAAGAGACUCAUCUGGGAGAAUUCCAUACAUGGUGGCACUGAAACACAACCAUGGGCACUGUGCGGCACUGCUGAAUCCCGCAUUGGCGGAGCCUCUGGUUUGGCCCUCACCUUUGAAGUUCAUCAGUGAACUUAAUCCUGAGGCAAAGGUACUGUUAGAGAGAGCUCUGAUAGAGGCCAACAGGGAACGAGAGAGGAGCAUCUUGAAGGGGACAAAAUACUCGGUGCCAUCCCCCACCCAUUCUGAUUGUGGUAUUGACGACGAUGCCGAUGAGGACAACAACAACGAGCUGUGCUGCAUCUGCUUUGAUCAGGUGUGCACGAUUGAGGUCCAGGAUUGCGGCCACCAGAUGUGCGCACACUGCACAUUAGCUCUAUGCUGCCACAACAAGCCCAAACCCACCACGGCGUGCUUGACUGCACCUGUCUGCCCCUUCUGCCGCGGCAACAUAGCCCGGCUGGUGGUCGCCAAGAUGAAGAACCCUGAUAUAGACAAGGACAGCAGCGCAUUGAAGAUAAAGAAAUCGAGAAAAUCCAAGAAUUUUAACGAGGGCAGCAGCAGCUUCAAGGGCCUAUCAUCGGCCAUGGGCUCAUUCGGGAAGGUGGGCGCCCGUGGAUCCGGCAGAAUCGCCGACAGCAUAGAUUGGGUAGACAAGCCUUGACAUGUGGCACAGAAUGAUUGCCAGUCCGGUCGAAUCCAAUGUUUAGUAGGUGGUAUAUAGUAAAUCUACAUUUUGGUGUAGAUUUUGGUAUUAAAUGCAAAUGGAGGGAUGAAAUAAGGUGGAGUUGUUAUGCAUUUUGGGUUGGUUGUAGGGAUGCUUGGAAAUCUUGAAGCUGUUGGGCCUUGUGUAAGUUGCAGCAGUGUCAUUUGCACUGUAACUUCUACAUUAUUUCUCUUGUAAUGGCUGCUGCAAAGCAAUAACAGCAUUUUGCUCUCUUUCAAAAUA